Molecule: messenger RNA, 2538 nt
Organism: Eptesicus fuscus (big brown bat)
Lineage: Eukaryota; Metazoa; Chordata; Mammalia; Chiroptera; Vespertilionidae
Gene: GCNT1
Product: glucosaminyl (N-acetyl) transferase 1
Exons: 4
Coding region: 535-1821 (428 amino acids)
Cellular component (GO): membrane
Molecular function (GO): beta-1,3-galactosyl-O-glycosyl-glycoprotein beta-1,6-N-acetylglucosaminyltransferase activity
Source: RefSeq, a predicted model, not a curated record
CGCUAGCUCCGCGCAGACCGGGGCCAGUGCGCUGCGGGUGAGGAACGGCUCCGCGUGGCUUCUCUGGGGCGCCACGCGGUACCGCACCCUCCUGCGCCUCCGGGCCAGACGCUCGCUGCAGCACUUUCUCUCAGAUACAGAGCAAAACAGAGGCACCCUGGCCUGCCAUACACCAUCUUUCACGGUGGACGAGGUCGCCUGCAGAUCCAGGCUGGCCCUAUGCGCUGCCCAGUGGAGAUUUUUUUAAAAACCUCAUGGGACAUAACGCCAUUGCUGGAUGCCUGGUAGAAUUAAGAAACGUGACUGCAUGAGAGGCACUCUACAUGGGCGAGGAUGUUAUCUGAAUCAAAGAACUAAAUGAGUCAGACUUUCCUUAAUUAUAAAUGUUCUUGCUCUUCUCCACUUAAAGAUGCCUUCGCACUUCCGGUAAAUGCAAACCGAACACUCACAAGGCCACGGCAGAGAUAAAAUCGUUACUGCUGGAAACCUGGAGGGCUGCCCUUAAAAAAGGAAAGUCCCCGAUUGUUGUUGGAAAUGCUAAGAAAGUUGCUGAGGAGGAGACUUUUUUCUUAUCCCACUAAAUACUACUUCUGGUUUCUCGUGUUUUCCCUAGUCACUUUCUCUGUUUUAAGAAUUUAUCAAAAGCCCGAAUUUCUAAGCAUUGAACAUUUGGAUCUAGUUGGAGAGAAUCCUAAUAGUAAUAUUAAUUGCACCAAAGUUUUGCAGGGUGAUGUAGCCGAAAUCGAAAAGGUAAAGCUGGAGAGUCUAACCGUGCAAUUUAGAAGGCGCCCUCGAUGGACAACCUAUGACUAUAUAAACAUGACGAGUGAUUGUACUUCUUUCAUCAAGAGACGCAAAUACAUUGUAGAACCUCUUAGCAGAGAAGAGGCAGAGUUUCCAAUAGCAUAUUCCAUAGUGGUUCAUCACAAAAUUGAAAUGUUUGACAGGCUCCUGAGGGCCAUCUACAUGCCUCAGAAUUUCUAUUGCAUUCAUGUGGACAAAAAAUCAGAGGAUUCCUUUCUGGCCGCGGUGACUGGCAUUGCAUCCUGUUUCAGUAACGUCUUUGUGGCCAGUCAGCUGGAGACCGUGGUGUACGCAUCGUGGAGUCGGGUCCAGGCCGACCUCAACUGUAUGCAGGACCUCCACAAAAUAAAUGCAGGCUGGAAGUACCUGAUAAACCUUUGCGGCAUGGAUUUUCCUAUUAAAACCAACCUGGAAAUUGUCAGGAAACUCAAGUCACUAAUGGGAGAAAACAACCUAGAAACGGAGAGAAUGCCAUCCCAUAAAAAAGAAAGGUGGAAAAAGCACUAUGUAGUCGUGGAUGGGAAGCUGACAAAUACGGGGACUGACAAAAUGCAACCUCCUCUUGAAACACCCCUGUUUUCGGGCAGUGCCUAUUUUGUGGUCAGCAGAAAGUAUGUAGAGUACGUGCUAGAGAAUGAAAAAAUCCAGAAGUUUAUGGAGUGGGCAAAAGACACAUACAGCCCGGACGAGUAUCUCUGGGCCACUCUUCAGAGGAUCCCUGAAGUCCCUGGCUCAGUGCCCUUAAGUAAUAAGUACGACAUGUCCGAUAUGCAAGCAAUUGCUAGGUUUGUCAAAUGGCAGUACUUUGAAGGUGACGUUUACAAGGGCGCACCCUAUCCACCCUGCAGCGGGGUGCACGUGCGCUCCGUGUGUGUUUUUGGAGCAGGUGACUUGAACUGGAUACUGCACAAGCACCACUUGUUUGCCAAUAAGUUUGACAUGGACAUUGACCUCUUUGCCAUCCAGUGUUUGGAUGAGCAUCUGAGGCAUAAAGCCCUGGGGAUGUUAAAACACUGACAGUUAUUUACUGUAGGCAAUCUUAGAAAUAAUAAGGCGGCUACAUGAGAUGUAUCCCAUCUAACACUUCUGCUCUAUUAAUUAACAUCAGAAACACUGUAGGGGUUUAGAGCGGGACUCUAAAUCUUCGUGUCAGAGAAUGUACAUGGUCUCUGCAGAGCACAGCCAGUUAGAAAGGUUAUGGCAUUAAACCAUGACUUAGCGUUAACGUGAGGCCAACGCAAGUUGCAAGGCAUUGUGGGGAGAGGUGACCCAGGUGGCCCGGAAGAGGCCCAAUGCAGCAACCAGGCUGUUAAAAGAGCUCAGGGACUUAAGAAAAUGAUAAGAUUUAACCUGUGCCAAAAUCGCUUUCAGAGCUUUAAAUAUGCCAGUCUUCCCAGUUUGAAUAAAUUUAUAGCAACAACCAAUCAUGAGGGUAUAAUUUAUUUUGUAGGUUAUAUUUGUUGAAUUAGAAAAUUGACAUUACUGUAAAUGAUUCUUGUGAAUAUAAUUUACUGUCGGCUGCAAUAUUGUGCUGUGUCUUGUAUCUAUGUUAUCUCAGGGAACUUGGAAAAAACGGGCUUGACUGAAUGUAAAUGUUUCUGAGUAAUUUUUGUUUCUACCAAUGUACAUAUGUUUUUAAAAACAAAAAAAAAGGCAAUUUCUGGUUUAGUUGAUUCUAUGAAUCAUCUUAGAUUAUUAGAAAAGAUAUCUUAGGUUAUUAAAAGAGUUAAGAUA